Molecule: messenger RNA, 1710 nt
Organism: Polychytrium aggregatum
Lineage: Eukaryota; Fungi; Chytridiomycota; Chytridiomycetes; Polychytriales
Exons: 7
Coding region: 66-1304 (412 amino acids)
Source: RefSeq, a predicted model, not a curated record
CGCUGCGCGAAGGAUCAUCGAGCAACGGGCAUGUCGUUACGCGACGGAUCGAUGGUCGAUCAGGGAUGCGAUGGGAUCGAUGGUCGACCAUGGGCGUCGAACUCGUAUCGCUGUCGACGGCAUUCCGACUGCCGAGCAGCGGUAUGGAGUGUGUCGUCAACAAUCGACACCAACAAUCGAUAUCAACAGUCGUUAUCAACAGUCGUUAUCAACAGUCGUUAUCAACAAACCAACACCACUAUCGAGACCACUAUCAACACCACUAUCCUGCCCUGAUCCGCGGUGCAUCCCGCCCUUUCCUUCCCUCGAACCUGCCCCCCAACUCACCCUUUCGUCUCGAUCCUCUGCCCACAGCGUCGAUCGAACACAUCCUCGCCAUGAAGUCCAAGACUCUCUCGCCGCAAGUGCGUGGCAUUCCUCUGGCCAAACUCUCCAUCUCCGACUUUGUGGGAAUGCCAAAGGACAAGGCGCAUUCGCUCAACAUCGGCGUCGUGGAAAUCAUGAUCCUCAAUCUAUGCGACAAGUGUGCCGAAACAAAGCUCAAAUGGAUCCUCUCUGAAGCCAUGGCGGCCGGCAAGUGCUCGCGGACCGGCGAAGCUCCACAGCGCAUCGUCUUGGAGACCGAGUCGGGCACGGACUAUCAGUUGGUGUCGCCGGUGCACGACGGCGAAGACGGUGCUUCUCUCGACGAAAUCGAAAAACUCCUCAUAUGGCAAUCCACCCUCUUUGCAAGCACGCUGCGCCGAUACAACCUGCUGCAGGCGCUCCUCGAUCGCGAUGCUCUGGUUGAGCCGCUGGACUGGAGGGCGUGCUCGUUUACAUUCAUCCGCAAGGUGCUCGUCGGCGUCUUCUGGAAAUCGCCGGGCACACUCAAGCUCGAGCCGCCCGCUCCGCCGUCCUCCAACUCUGUCCUGACGCCCAUUGCGGGCGUUUCUCGCGCUGCCCUGCCGCUCUCGGCCCGGAUCAUCAACUCCAAACCCCAGCCGCCGCAUCUCUCCAUUGACUUGGCCGAGGCUACCGACAGAGCGUCGUCAGUCCUACGAGGCGGGCUGAGCCCGCUCUCGCCCUUCAGCCCACUCUGCCACCAGUACUACUACACCCUGGCCUCCGUGGCGCUUUCGCCCUCCAAGACUGCCUUUGGGCAUGCCGAGGACUGGACGGCGUCGCGCAAGGAGAGCUUUGCAGUAACUCCGGGCGCAGGACCUGACCGGGAGCGGCUGCACCCGCACGGCGCAUCCAAGUCGCUUGAGAAGGAGCACAUCAGCGUCCCCCAGGUACAGCACAACGCUAUCCAGCGAUACUGAAGCAUUCGCAAAUCGAGACAUCAGAGAUUUUGUUGAGACCAACGGCCAUCGUCUGGAUCCUCAACAUUCGCGCCCUUCUCCACUCGGACAGCUCAAAGUACCGAGCCAGCCGCUGUGACCUCGGGCAGGAUUGCAGCCCAUUCGAAACCGGACAGUGGCGCACCUGAAUGCUCUCCACAUCAACCACUGCUUGUGGGUUCUGGAAGCACAGAGUUGAAUACAUCUGGUCAAUCCCCUGUGGCGACGAUCGACUGAUAUUGAUGUGUCGAUGUGGGAGUGUGGUGCAUCCCCUCGAUGUGAAUGUGGUGCAUCCGCUCAACUCUCUGGACAGCUCCAUGGUGUAUCGAUAUCAAGAUACACGACCUUCUCGAGUCGCUUGACUCGCCGUUGCCGAGUCAGGCUGAAG